AUAAAUGGGGCAACAAUGAAGAGCUUUCAAAGUGACAACAAGCAUAAAAAAGAGUAGAAUAGGUUUCCUUUAGGCGUGUAUUUGCCUUUUGAUUUCUUUCUCUUAGUUCUUGUGAAUAAUUGCUUAUAAACUCUUCUUUCUCUUUAAGAGCAAGCAAUGUGGGACUAUCCAUGGCUUGAUCUUAAAAAGAAGAGAAGAGAAAGUGAGCAUUCUAGGCGUGUAGGAGUUAGUAGCAUAGCUAGUUUUCAUAUUUUGAACUAUAGGAGAACUAGUUGCCUUAUAAACCCUUUGGAGUGGAGAGAAUUGAGCAAUGUGGGACUCAAAAGUCCCUAGAAGACCUGCAGUAGCUGCUGGACGGACUACACCCUCAAAAGUCCCACAUCUCCUAGAUCUUGCAUCUUAGCUCACUCCAAAGGUUAUAUAAGAAGGCUUAGGGGUCUCCUUUUUGUACACCUUACCUUGAUUCAAUGAAUUUGAGUUGAUUUGCACUUUUGCAAUCCUCUUUGAGAUAGAAUUCUGUCUCUAAAGUCCCAAAUUUGGGCAGACCUUAUCUUGUUCAAGCAAGUGGCGGUCCUCCUCUUGAUGCUUAUCUUGGAAGCUUGUUCAAGUGGCGCAUCUUCAAUUCCUAAGUUUCCUUUUCCUUAAUCUCUUCCAUUUUUAAUUUCUUUCCCAUUCUCUUAAAUGUCAUUUAGUAUAUUCUCUCUAGGUAUGCACUUCCCCAUCAUGUGGUAUCAUGAGCCUUAGGUUUUUGAUCUCUUAGGAAUUGCAUGCUAGAGUAGAAUAGGUUAGAUAUGUUGAUUUUCGCUGAACAUUUUUCUGUCUCGCCCAGCUCUGCGUGAAAAAUACAGUCAACUUGUAUGAUUUAGUUUAGCUUCAUUUCUUGUCCGUUUUCCAUGCAAUUUUUUUUCAAAUUUUCGUCUGGAUGUCUAGUUUCAUGUACAAUUUUUACUUUGUUCAAAUUCGUUUUGUGCUAUUCCCAGUAAAUGUUUUUCUCCACUGUGUUCAUCCAGUUUUCUGCUGUUGAAUUAAUACUCCACUGAUUUGCUUUGUUGUUGGCUGUUUGGACAUUUUGGUGGCUGGAAUUGCUCCCUGGACGUUGCUACACCCUCUCAAUACUCUUAAGCAAGGAAUCAAGACUUCAAAUCAAUGCUUUGAGGGACUAAACCGUGGCUGUCCAGAGCCUUGUGCAAGUAGACAUUUCAUCAAACAGCAACAAUGCUAUUGGAGGUCUUCAACAAUUUUUUGUGGUUGUUGCCUUACCAUGUCUGCAGGUUCCAGCCGUGCUUCAUUUCAUGGUGAUAGCCCCCAUGGAAGUCCUUUUAGCAAGUUUGAUGUGAUGAAGGCUUUCCAACAAAUGCAACAUCAACUUGAUGCUAUGAGCAAGCGGUUAGACGCGGACACAAAGGCUAAAGGGAAGCAAUCUCAUGGUCAUGAGCAUGGUUCAUCCAAGAAAAAGCAAGAAGACAAAGCUUUGGAUCCCAACCUUGCAAUGCCAAAGUUGUCUUUGCCAAGUUUCAAGGGAGAUACCGAUCCUAGUGUAUUUUUAGAGUGGAUAGCUAAAGUAGAACAAGUUUUUAGUUUGUAUGAUGUAGAUGGACCUUUGCGUGUAAAGUUAGCUUGUUUAGCUUUAGAGGGAUACGCCAAACAAUGGCUAAAUAGGAGAUACUUAACCAUGGCCUCACCCGCGAGUACAUGGGAACAUUGCAGAGACAUUUUGUACCAACGUUUCGUACCUCCAUACUACCAUAGGGACCUCUUGAUUAAGCUCCAACGGCUUACUCAAGGUAGACGAAGUGUGGAGGAGUAUGCUCGCGAGCUCAAAGUGCUCCUAUAUCAUACUAACACUAAAGAAAAUGAUCAUGCAAAAAUAGUUAGAUUUAUUAGUGGACUCAAUAGAAACAUCCAAGAUGUUUUGAAACUCCAUGAUGAUGAGACUUUAGAUGUAGUGGUUCAUAGGGCCAUGAAAGUUGAGAAGAAACUCUUGCAAAAAGAGGCUUUUCACAACAAAAUUUCAAAAGAUGUUUUCUACAAAUCUUCAUCAUCAAAGGAUAAAGCCAAGAAUGUUUCUAAGGAACCCACUAACAAAUCUUGUCCUCAUUCUUCUUUUAACCAUUCUUCUUCUAACCAUUCCUCCUCCCCAUCUAAAUCUCCUUCUAGACCUAGCCAUAUUAAGUGUUUUAAAUGUUUAGGGCAUGGUCAUAUAGCAUCUUCUUGUCCUAAUAAAAGGGUAGUGUGCAUUAGGGAAGAAGAAGUUGUCAUUAAUGAGUCUACCUCUUCCUCACCUACACACACUUAUAGCUCUUCUUCCUCACCAAGUGAAGAAAAAGAGAAGGUUAUGCUUCAUUGUUUAAAUAAGGACAUUCAAGAUAACCAAGAGGAGAUAGUAAAAGAAGAACAUGAGAGGAAAGAAAAAGAGGAGAAAGCAAGCAAAGAAAAAGAAGAAAUUGUGAGAGAAAAGGAGAAGGCAAAUAUCCUAAUCACAAAGGAAGUGUUAUUGCAGGCACCUUCCCCUCCCAUCAUUCAACUGGAUCCAAGCUAUGACAGGGGAGUUUUUCCAUCCUUCCACUUUUCUCCAAAUAUUAAGCUUUCUUCUUUUCCUAAAAACUUUUGUGAAAAUAUCCCAUCUUUCUCAUCUCUUAUUACCACUUCUUCACACACCAUUUCCAACCCACAUCUUGAUUUAAUGUAUUCUUUUUUACACUUAACUCAAGACAAAAAUAAAAGUUUUUCUAAAGAAGGAUUUUUAGUUUUCCUUAAACAAAUUAAUCAAAUUUCAAAGACCCAUUCUUUCAAUAUUCCUUUUCCAUAUACAUUGUUUGGUAAACAUCAAUUUAUUCACAAAAAGUUUCUUGAUUUUUUAAGUUCCAUUUUCAUCAUUUGUCUUGUAGUUUUCAUUCUUUCUUUGGCCUCUACCAUGUGCUGUCUUGAUUUGGCUUCUUUGCAUUAAAGUGGAUUGUACAUCUUUCCAUUUGCUUUGGACUUGAGUUGGUGCUCUCAAAGUGGACUUGUGAGACAUUUUACUAUCUUAAAAGAAGGGUGCUGCCCUUUCCUUUUUUUGAGACACUUGCCGUGAGUUUUGAACCAUUUCAUUGCUUUAUUUGAGUGAAACCGUGACCAGAAUUGUGGCUGCUGUAUUGCCGUGAUUUUUCAUUGGUUCUAACCUGUUUUUGGUGUUAGUUUUUUGUGGUUGUUGCCUUACCAUGUCUGCAGGUUCCAGCCGUGCUUCAUUUCAUGGUGAUAGCCCCCAUGGAAGUCCUUCUAGCAAGUUUGAUGUGAUGAAGGCUUUCCAACAAAUGCAACAUCAACUUGAUGCUAUGAGCAAGCGGUUAGACGCGGACACAAAGGCUAAAGGGAAGCAAUCUCAUGGUCAUGAGCAUGGUUCAUCCAAGAAAAAGCAAGAAGACAAAGCUUUGGAUCCCAACCUUGCAAUGCCAAAGUUGUCUUUGCCAAGUUUCAAGGGAGAUACCGAUCCUAGUGUAUUUUUAGAGUGGAUAGCUAAAGUAGAACAAGUUUUUAGUUUGUAUGAUGUAGAUGGACCUUUGCGUGUAAAGUUAGCUUGUUUAGCUUUAGAGGGAUACGCCAAACAAUGGCUAAAUAGGAGAUACUUAACCAUGGCCUCACCCGCGAGUACAUGGGAACAUUGCAGAGACAUUUUGUACCAACGUUUCGUACCUCCAUACUACCAUAGGGACCUCUUGAUUAAGCUCCAACGGCUUACUCAAGGUAGACGAAGUGUGGAGGAGUAUGCUCGCGAGCUCAAAGUGCUCCUAUAUCAUACUAACACUAAAGAAAAUGAUCAUGCAAAAAUAGUUAGAUUUAUUAGUGGACUCAAUAGAAACAUCCAAGAUGUUUUGAAACUCCAUGAUGAUGAGACUUUAGAUGUAGUGGUUCAUAGGGCCAUGAAAGUUGAGAAGAAACUCUUGCAAAAAGAGGCUUUUCACAACAAAAUUUCAAAAGAUGUUUUCUACAAAUCUUCAUCAUCAAAGGAUAAAGCCAAGAAUGUUUCUAAGGAACCCACUAACAAAUCUUGUCCUCAUUCUUCUUUUAACCAUUCUUCUUCUAACCAUUCCUCCUCCCCAUCUAAAUCUCCUUCUAGACCUAGCCAUAUUAAGUGUUUUAAAUGUUUAGGGCAUGGUCAUAUAGCAUCUUCUUGUCCUAAUAAAAGGGUAGUGUGCAUUAGGGAAGAAGAAGUUGUCAUUAAUGAGUCUACCUCUUCCUCACCUACACACACUUAUAGCUCUUCUUCCUCACCAAGUGAAGAAAAAGAGAAGGUUAUGCUUCAUUGUUUAAAUAAGGACAUUCAAGAUAACCAAGAGGAGAUAGUAAAAGAAGAACAUGAGAGGAAAGAAAAAGAGGAGAAAGCAAGCAAAGAAAAAGAAGAAAUUGUGAGAGAAAAGGAGAAGGCAAAUAUCCUAAUCACAAAGGAAGUGUUAUUGCAGGCACCUUCCCCUCCCAUCAUUCAACUGGAUCCAAGCUAUGACAGGGGAGUUUUUCCAUCCUUCCACUUUUCUCCAAAUAUUAAGCUUUCUUCUUUUCCUAAAAACUUUUGUGAAAAUAUCCCAUCUUUCUCAUCUCUUAUUACCACUUCUUCACACACCAUUUCCAACCCACAUCUUGAUUUAAUGUAUUCUUUUUUACACUUAACUCAAGACAAAAAUAAAAGUUUUUCUAAAGAAGGAUUUUUAGUUUUCCUUAAACAAAUUAAUCAAAUUUCAAAGACCCAUUCUUUCAAUAUUCCUUUUCCAUAUACAUUGUUUGGUAAACAUCAAUUUAUUCACAAAAAGUUUCUUGAUUUUUUAAGUUCCAUUUUCAUCAUUUGUCUUGUAGUUUUCAUUCUUUCUUUGGCCUCUACCAUGUGCUGUCUUGAUUUGGCUUCUUUGCAUUAAAGUGGAUUGUACAUCUUUCCAUUUGCUUUGGACUUGAGUUGGUGCUCUCAAAGUGGACUUGUGAGACAUUUUACUAUCUUAAAAGAAGGGUGCUGCCCUUUCCUUUUUUUGAGACACUUGCCGUGAGUUUUGAACCAUUUCAUUGCUUUAUUUGAGUGAAACCGUGACCAGAAUUGUGGCUGCUGUAUUGCCGUGAUUUUUCAUUGGUUCUAACCUGUUUUUGGUGUUAGUUUUUUGUGGUUGUUGCCUUACCAUGUCUGCAGGUUCCAGCCGUGCUUCAUUUCAUGGUGAUAGCCCCCAUGGAAGUCCUUCUAGCAAGUUUGAUGUGAUGAAGGCUUUCCAACAAAUGCAACAUCAACUUGAUGCUAUGAGCAAGCGGUUAGACGCGGACACAAAGGCUAAAGGGAAACAAUUUAUUCACAAAAUGUUUGAUGUUUUUUGUAGGUUAACAUUUGAUCCAGGAGGAGUUCCUUUGGUUUAUACACGAAAUAAGUCACUAAUCUCUCUUUGUUGCAGGUUUUGCAAGAUUCGAGGUCGAAUCCUCUCCAACCUGGGGGGGAUGAUAUGAUCAUAAAUGGGGCAACAAUGAAGAGCUUUCAAAGUGACAACAAGCAUAAAAAAGAGUAGAAUAGGUUUCCUUUAGGCGUGUAUUUGCCUUUUGAUUUCUUUCUCUUAGUUCUUGUGAAUAAUUGCUUAUAAACUCUUCUUUCUCUUUAAGAGCAAGCAAUGUGGGACUAUCCAUGGCUUGAUCUUAAAAAGAAGAGAAGAGAAAGUGAGCAUUCUAGGCGUGUAGGAGUUAGUAGCAUAGCUAGUUUUCAUAUUUUGAACUAUAGGAGAACUAGUUGCCUUAUAAACCCUUUGGAGUGGAGAGAAUUGAGCAAUGUGGGACUCAAAAGUCCCUAGAAGACCUGCAGCAGCUGCUGGACGGACUACACCCUCAAAAGUCCCACAUCUCCUAGAUCUUGCAUCUUAGCUCACUCCAAAGGUUAUAUAAGAAGGCUUAGGGGUCUCCUUUUUGUACACCUUACCUUGAUUCAAUGAAUUUGAGUUGAUUUGCACUUUUGCAA
This is a messenger RNA of Vigna angularis (adzuki bean), 5953 nucleotides long. RefSeq lists its product as uncharacterized. Gene Ontology annotation, molecular function: zinc ion binding; nucleic acid binding. Lineage: Eukaryota; Viridiplantae; Streptophyta; Magnoliopsida; Fabales; Fabaceae. The record is from RefSeq and is a predicted model, not a curated record. The transcript is spliced from 2 exons. Bases 1262 to 2947 code for a protein of 561 amino acids.